ACGGUGCGUUCAGAACGACUUUGGAGCGUGUCGCGUGUGGAGGUGUUCGGUGCUACAUAUUGCAGUGAUCGUGUUCGACUUUAAUUUAGUGGUAAGCAUUAGCGAAACGCUGCCUACCUGCGAGUGCCCACGGUGCGGAUACGUUACGAGCAAAUAGCCUGUGAGUGAGUUUAUACGAGCGUAUUGCGCGUGUGCUAUCGCUGUAACACGGACGCAAGUGCAUUUACAAUAAAAUUGUCGUAAUUAUUAUAAUUUAAACGUUUGUACGUUGUGGCCGAGGCUAUGCAAACGCUUUAAUUGUGUGUAGUAUACGUUUGUGCCAGUGUGAAUUGCAUGGAAACCGUAGUAGUGUCAAAAAUUAAAUUCGAAAUUUUGUGUAAAUAUUACCAAAGCAAUUAUAUACUGGAUAUUAAGGAGCCGUUAUUGACCGUUGAGCCGAAGAAAGUUUUUAUGGCACGGACGUUUUGAACCAAGAUUAUUGAGUGUUAUUAUUUGAAUAUUUAUUAUAAUUACGGUGUAAAAACCCAAAACAGCAAAAAAUACUCACAACAACAGCCUUCCGUGACUUCAACCGCAUACCGUACAAAACAACACUGAAAUUAACAAGGUCAAAUAGGGAAAACUACAUUCGUUUGUAAAAAUGUCGAAACUUUGGGCCGCCUUAACACGUCGAAAAACGGAUGAUGUCGUGGAAAACGAAUCACAAUUGGCGCGUGUACUCAAUCUCUUCGAUCUGACUGCACUGGGUGUGGGCAGUACUCUCGGUCUGGGCGUAUACGUGCUCGCCGGUUCGGUCGCCUACAAUAUCGCCGGUCCAGCCGUGACCAUAUCCUUUCUCAUUGCGGCGAUUGCAUCCGCUUUCGCCGGCAUUUGUUAUGCCGAAUUCGCUGCACGUGUGCCAAAAGCGGGAUCUGCCUACGUGUACAGUUAUGUAACGAUUGGCGAAUUCGUAGCGUUCACGAUUGGUUGGAAUUUGAUAUUGGAAUAUGUGAUCGGCACCGCCAGUGUGGCACGCGGUCUGAGCGGCUACUUUGACGCGCUGAUCGGUAAUAGCAUGUCAAAGGCGCUGCAGGAGGCUAUACCUAUGCAUGUGGACUUCUUAGCAAAGUAUCCAGACUUCUUAGCCUUCGGUGUAAUUUUGCUGCUGGCGGCGUUACUUGCCUUUGGUGUGAAGGAAUCUAGUUUCUUGAAUAAUAUUUUCACAGCGGUAAAUUUGGUCACUAUUGCCAUAAUGUUUGUUGCUGGUGCCAUAAAUGCUAAUCCCGCUAACUGGAGUAUACCAGAAGAUAAGGUGCCCACAGAUAAAAAAGAUACUUUCGGCUCUGGCGGUUUCAUGCCAUACGGUAUUGCCGGUGUUAUGGCUGGUGCGGCGAAAUGUUUUUACGGUUUUGUAGGCUUUGAUUGUAUAGCAACCACCGGUGAGGAGGCAAUAAACCCCAAGCGCAAUAUUCCACUCGCCAUCGUUAUUUCGUUGAUCAUCAUUUUCCUGUCUUACUUCGGCAUUUCAACGGUACUUACUAUGAUGGUGCCUUACUACGAAUUGGAUAAAGAUGCACCAUUCCCGAAAGCUUUUGAUGACAUUGGCUGGUCCGUUAUUAAAUGGAUCGUUACAAUUGGCGCUGUUUUUGCCUUGACCACAAGUUUGUUGGGUGCUAUGUUCCCUUUACCGCGUGUUCUCUAUGCCAUGGGUAAUGACGGUAUUCUUUUCAAAUCGUUUUCAAAAGUACAUAACUACACCCAAACACCAUUGUUGGCAACAAUUAUUUCCGGAAUUUUCGCUGGUAUUAUGGCGCUCAUUUUCGAUUUGGAUCAGCUAAUCGACAUGAUGUCUAUCGGUACACUACUUGCCUACACAAUCGUAGCGAUUUGUGUGCUCGUACUGCGCUAUCAGGAUGAAGAUAUGGAUACCAAGACAAUCUCCCUCAGUUGUCCCAAGGUUAUACGUCAAUUCUUCAAUGGCAAUUCGUAUCGUGAACCGAAUUUAUUCACAUCACGUAUUACCAAAAUUGGCAUCGUAGUAUUUGCGGUGGUGUGCAUCGUCUGGGAUAGUGUUGAAUCGUUUUGUGGCCUAACUUCAACAGCCGGUGCGAUAGCGCUGGGUAUUAUUGGUUUGUUGCUCAUAUUUAUUGUGGUUAUAAUCGGCAUGCAACCGGUCUCGACAAUCGAAUUAACCUUUAAGGUGCCACUUGUGCCGUUCAUUCCCUGCUUAAGUGUGUUCGUGAACGUUUAUCUAAUGUUCCAAUUGGACUUUAAUACUUGGGUACGUUUCCUCGUAUGGGUUGCCAUUGGCUAUGCGAUCUACUUCAGCUAUGGUUUACGCAAUUCCACACAGGUAACAAGGAAUCGUAAUCAUGCCGAAGCAGCGAUAAGAAUGCAACACACGAAUCAGGCAUUCGAACCGGACUGGAAGGUGGAGAACGGUGUCAAUGGGGUUGUGGAAAAGCAGUAGUCGACGUUUUCUAAAACAAAACUAAAAUGAAAUGUUUUAGUUAAACAUUAAGCAGGUUUCUUAGAGAUUUAUUGCAUGUUGGCAACACUAUUUAUUACACAAAACUACAAACUUCCAUUGUUAACGAUUUUAAAUGUAGAUUUAAGCCACCGAUAUUUGUAUAAUAACUUCAGAUGUCUACAUUAUUUCAGGUCGCUUAAAAAAUUAGAAUUGUCCACAUAUAAUUGUUCCUUAGCGUAAAAAUGACAAUAACUGCUUUGAAACUGGAUUGCCACAGCUAUUUUAUAUAGCAACAAGCAGUGAACACCUAUGCUGUGUCUAUAUAAGUCAAGAGUAUGACAUUCCAACAUUUUAAACAAAAUUUAGGAAUUUUUAAAGUUUUUACUUUUUUUAACUUUUGUAUAAAUAAUUUAUUCUAUUUUACUUUAUUUGUAUUUUCUUUUUCUGUAUUUCUUGCCUUUCUUCUAAAUUUUACAAAACUACUUCUACUUGAAAAAAAAUCAUAGGAAUUUGUUAAAUAUGAAACCUAUAUAAGUGCGAGAGAGAUGAAUAGAUUGCGCAUAAAAACUAAACGUUUGCCAUUGCUGUCUAGUAUUUGAGUUGCAGUUUUUUCGUACACACUGUGAUGAAUGUUUUUUAAUAAUUUUAAAAAUGAUAUUUACGCAGUGCCCCAAUUUUUAUACAUUGCUAAUGCUCAAAUAUCCGAUUCGUUUAACUCCUGCCACAAGCAAUUACGUUGUUUUUAUGCGCCCAUUCCAUUGUGCUACAGUUACUUUCUUUUUAUUUACCUUUUCGUUUGUUGUCUAACAACUUUUUCCUAAACAACAUUAAUAGAAUUUAACGUUCUUCCGGCAAUUUGUGAUAUUGUACAAAUACAGUAUAUAUACCCUAGGUAAUUGAGAUUUUUUUUUCAAUUACCUGUCACAAUAAACAGUUUUGUAAAUAAGUUAAGUCGAUUUAAUGCUGAAACUGUAAAUAGGUAAAUAAAUGCAAGUGUAAUAUUGAAAAAAAUAAAUAAAUAAAAUAAAUAAAUGUAAAUUUAAAAAGGUAAUUAUAUAAUUCGAAAGCAUAGCAAAACAGUUGUUAAAUAUGUAUAAAUUGUAAUUUAUUUUCUAGUAAUUUUAUUAGUUAUAAAUGUAAACAAAUGUAUAUAUAUAUUGUAUAAUAAAGUAUUAAUUUUUAAAUUGAAA
Molecule: messenger RNA, 3639 nt
Organism: Zeugodacus cucurbitae (melon fly)
Lineage: Eukaryota; Metazoa; Arthropoda; Insecta; Diptera; Tephritidae
Gene: slif
Product: cationic amino acid transporter 3
Exons: 6
Coding region: 641-2449 (602 amino acids)
Biological process (GO): amino acid transport; transmembrane transport
Cellular component (GO): plasma membrane
Molecular function (GO): amino acid transmembrane transporter activity
Source: RefSeq, a predicted model, not a curated record